GGUGUCUUGAAGUUACCUAUGGUCUGUGAUGCGGCAGAGGGGACCCUUUCCCGAGGUCUCUGUCCUUACGCCCGAGCCCGCUGGGAGGUGAUUCCUUUUCCCACGUAGUUCCCAGCGAGGCGCCUCUGGUGGAUGCUACUUUCUGUUUUCUUGAUUCUGGCGCCUCUCCCUCCCUCCCGUGCGAUCGCAGCCAUACGUGCCUGGUCUCCUGCAAUGCCUGCAUCUCGGAGGACAAAUUUGAUCAGGCCACUUGCCUCCAGAAAACCCUUCUUUACCUCCCACAGCAUCGAACAAACAACUGAGAUCCUGUUGCAUCUGUCACCUGAUGAAGCUGCCAAUCUGAAGGAAGGGAUCAAUUUUCUUCGAAAUAAGAAGACGGGCAAAGAUUACAUCUUAUAUAAGAACAAGAGCCGCCUGCGAGCGUGCAAGAAUAUGUGCAAGCAUCAAGGAGGCCUGUUCAUAAAAGAUAUUGAGGAUUUCGACGGAAGGUCUGUUAGGUGCACAAAACACAACUGGAAGUUAGACGUGAGCUCCAUGAAGUAUAUCAACCCUCCGGGCAGCUUCUGUCAAGAUGAACUGGUUGUUGAAAUGGAUGAAGGAAAUGGACUACUGCUUCUAGAACUGAAUCCUCCUAACCCCUGGGAUUCAGAGCCCAGGUCUCCUGAAGAUUUGGCCUAUGGGGAGGUACAGGUAACAUACCUCACUCAUGCCUGCAUGGACCUCAAGCUGGGAGACAAGAGAAUGGUGUUUGACCCUUGGUUAACUGGUCCUGCUUUUGCCCGAGGCUGGUGGUUGCUACAUGAGCCUCCCUCUGAUUGGCUGGAGAGGCUGUGCCGGGCAGACCUAAUUUACAUCAGUCACAUGCACUCAGACCACUUGAGUUACCCCACUCUGAAGAAGCUUGCUGGGAGAAGACCAGAUAUUCCCAUUUAUGUUGGAAACACAGAAAGACCUGUAUUUUGGAAUCUGAAUCAGAGCGGUGUCCAGUUGACUAAUAUCAAAGUAGUGCCAUUUGGAAUAUGGCAGCAGGUAGACAAAAAUCUUCGAUUCAUGAUCUUGAUGGAUGGCGUUCAUCCUGAGAUGGACACUUGCAUUAUUGUGGAGUACAAAGGUCAUAAGAUACUCAAUACAGUGGACUGCACCAGACCCAAUGGGGGAAGGCUGCCUGGGAAGGUUGCUCUCAUGAUGAGUGAUUUUGCUGGAGGAGCAUCAGGCUUUCCGAUGACUUUCAGUGGUGGAAAAUUUACAGAGGAGUGGAAAGCCCAAUUCAUUAAAACAGAAAGGAGGAAGCUUCUGAACUACAAGGCUCGGCUGGUGAAGGACCUACAACCGCGAAUUUAUUGCCCCUUUGCUGGAUAUUUCGUGGAAUCCCACCCAUCAGACAAGUAUAUUAAAGAAACAAACAUCAAAAAUGAUCCAAAUGAACUCAACAAUCUUAUCAAGAAAAAUUCUGAUGUGGUAACAUGGACCCCGCGACCUGGAGCUACUCUUGACCUGGGUAGGAUGCUAAAGGACCCAACAGACAGCAAGGGCAUCAUAGAGCCUCCAGAAGGGACCAAAAUUUACAAAGAUUCCUGGGACUUUGGACCGUAUUUGAAGAUCUUGAAUGCUUCUAUAGAAGAUGAAAUAUUUCGUCACUCAUCCUGGAUAAAAGAGUACUACACUUGGGCUGGAUUUAAGGAUUAUAACCUGGUGGUCAGGAUGAUUGAGACAGAUGAAGACUUCAGCCCUUUUCCUGGAGGAUAUGACUACUUGGUUGACUUUCUAGAUUUAUCCUUUCCAAAAGAAAGACCAAGCCGGGAGCAUCCCUAUGAGGAAAUUCGGAGCCGGGUUGAUGUCAUCAGACAUGUGGUGAAGAAUGGUCUACUCUGGGAUGACCUGUAUAUAGGAUUCCAGACCCGGCUUCAGCGGGAUCCUGACAUAUACCAUCAUCUGUUUUGGAACCAUUUCCAAAUAAAACUCCCCUUAACACCACCCAACUGGAAGACCUUCCUGGUGCACUGUGAAUAGAGCGGACCUGAGAUUCCCCAGGGAUGCCAAACAAUGAAAAAUUCAAGAAUUUACUGAUGCCGCAUCUUGAACACAAGAAUCUUAUACCAAAGAGACUGUGCCUUAUUGCCAUCAGCAAUGGAUAACUACAUGCUGCAGUUGUGAAAUGUUCACACAUCUUACAUUUGUGCAUCACUACAUAGCCAGAUAAUUAAUAUUUUACUUAUUCUGUCUACAAUUUUCUCUAAAAGAAUGAAUGAACCCAAGAGGAACAAAUUUCCUAUGGAAAACAAAGCAUAGCAGGAGAUGUGAAUCUAAGCAUGGAAGAAAUAGAACAAGAGAAGAAAAAGUUUCCCGUUACACGAUAAGGAAAAAGGAAAGGAGUUGAGGAGUAGAAGUUGGGUUAGAAGAAGAGAAAUAGAUAAAUGAGGGCCCAUAAGAAGAAAAUAGGAAGGAGAAAAAAUUAAGAUGGAAUUUUAAAAAAGAGAAUGUAGAAAUAGACAUUUUGCUCCUUAAUAGAUUGAUUCUCCAAGUAGGGUCCAUGAAGAUAGGUUAGUAAAAACGGUUCAUGAGCUGUUUUCAGUUUUUCAAAAAGAUUUGUUGAAAUCAUAUAUUUACCAAAACAAGACUACAGAGGCUGCCCCGAAAGGGAAAAUUUCACUCGGACUGAAAUUAUUUUGAUUCAGUGACAAAAUUUGUUAUUUAAUGCACCUUAUAAAUUCUAACAAAUAGAUCUUUGAUUAAUAAAAAAUAUGAGCACUAUUAAUAAAACAAGUUUUGUAGACAAAAAUCUUUCAAAAUCAAUAGAAAGAUCAAUAAUCAAGAUCCAUAUCUUGAAAAAAUUUAAAAAUCCUCUUCUGAACAUUAAAAAACAUUGUUUCAAUGGGUAAAAUAGGCAACUAAUGUAUCUGUUUCUGCUAACCUCUGUAGUUUUUGAUGAUCUUCUCAUGAUUAAGACACCUACACACAAAUUUAUCCCUAGAAAAACAUGAUUGUUAACUAGGUUUCUGUUUUACUACACACCCCUCUCACUGAGAU
Equus caballus (horse) is the source of this 3027-nucleotide messenger RNA. It is a transcript of the gene CMAH, whose product is annotated as cytidine monophospho-N-acetylneuraminic acid hydroxylase. Gene Ontology annotation, molecular function: 2 iron, 2 sulfur cluster binding; CMP-N-acetylneuraminate monooxygenase activity. Lineage: Eukaryota; Metazoa; Chordata; Mammalia; Perissodactyla; Equidae. The record is from RefSeq and is a predicted model, not a curated record. Gene Ontology annotation, biological process: CMP-N-acetylneuraminate metabolic process. Gene Ontology annotation, cellular component: cytoplasm.